AUGCCCCCAAAAUAUAUUCAGAUCACCCCACUGCCCCCCCCCACGAUCUCCUCUCCUCCCGUCUGGAUCGAGAUCAGGGCAGCGAGCCCCGACCACCUCGCCGUGGCCCCUCGCCACCUCACAGGCGCCCGCCUCUCCGUCUCCUCCCGCACGGCGCGCCCCGACCCUGCGCCUGCCCCAGACGCCGUCGCCUCCCCGAUCCCGUCGCCGGACUGCCCCGCCCCGCCUCUCCAUUGUCGGUCGUCGCCUCAUCCUCACCCGCCGUCGCCGGACCGCCCCCGUGCUCCCCGAGCCCACUGCCACCUCCCUACAGCUCCCUGUGAGCCCCUCCUCCGUUUUCCCCUUCCUCUUUGCUCCCGUCGCCGUAGACGUCGUGUUCCGCCGCUGCCGGAUCUCGUGCAAGCCCGCGCUCACCGCGCCAUCCCGCAUGCCCUCCCGGCGCUGUCGCCUGUCUUCGGCUGCCGCGCCGCUCCGCCCGUGCAGCGCCCGGCCGCGUCCGGCGCCCGACCGCGCGCCAACCAUGCUUGGGCGUGCCCCGCCGCUCGCAUCCCACGCUAUCGCCGCUCGCAUCCCACGCCGUCGCCGCUGCGGUCCCCUGCUCGCACCUGGCCGCGUUCCUCUGCAGCCCCGCUCGCCGGCAGUCGCGCCCCGACCGCCCCUCCUCGCUCGGUUUGCCCCCUCUCUCGCAGUGGCCGCCGGCGGCGGCUGCUGCCGCCCCCGCCCGUGCUAGCCCGUGGCUCGACCACUGCCAGCCGCGCCCUCGUCGUGUCGUGCGCCUGGCGGCCUCCCUGGUGA
Aegilops tauschii subsp. strangulata is the source of this 795-nucleotide messenger RNA. NCBI's taxonomy places the organism in Eukaryota, Viridiplantae, Streptophyta, Magnoliopsida, Poales, Poaceae. The record is from RefSeq and is a predicted model, not a curated record.